AUGUACAGAAGAGCCAAACUCGUUUUCGAUUCCCUGCGACGUAAUAUAAACCCGAAGGUAAUUCAUCGAUUUCAUGUUCCCUCGAGAAUCAAUCCAUCAGUGUCUUCUCACCCCGCAGCUAAGUUUUCUGGCUUCUCCUCAAUUGCUUCGCGCGAACUAGGUUUAGGAUCAUUUGGGAAAACGAACAAUCCGUUUCUGAGCCAAGCCAAGAGAAAUUACUACGUCGAUCGUUACCAGGUAAGUCAUUUCAAGCCGCGCGGACCCAGACGGUGGACCCAAAACCCAAGGACGGUGUUGACGGUGGUGCUGAUCGGUUCCGGAGCUCUGCUCACUCUGUAUUUCGGGAACUUAGAGACGGUUCCGUACACAAAGCGAACGCAUUUCGUUCUCCUGUCGAAAUCCAUGGAGAAGCGAAUAGGGGAAACCCAAUUCGAGCAGAUAAAGAAAACUUACAAAGGGAAAGUCCUCCCUGCGAUUCAUCCCGAGAGCAUUAGAGUUAGAUUGAUAGCUAAAGAGGUGAUCGAUUCGUUGCAGAGAGGGUUAAGCCACGAGCGUGCGUGGGGUGAGUUAGGUUAUGCUUCAAUGGAUAGUACUAUGAGAGGUAGUGAUACGGGUGUGAAGGAGGUGGAAAUGGCUCUGAGUGGUGAUGGUGGUGAAGAGACGAUGAGUGGAAUGAAAUGGUCUAAAGAUGAUGAGAUUCUUGAUGACAAAUGGAUUCAACAGAGUAGGAAGAAAGAUACGCAGGCAGCGAGCUCUCACCUGGAAGGGAUAAACUGGGAGGUGAUUGUGGUCAACGACCCUAUGGUUAACGCCUUUUGCUUGCCCGCUGGGAAGAUUGUGGUCUUCACUGGGUUGCUUAACCAUUUCAAGUCUGAUGCUGAAGUUGCUACUGUCAUUGGUCAUGAGGUUGGUCAUGCGGUGGCACGACAUGUAGCGGAAGGAAUAACAAAGAACUUAUGGCUGGCUAUACUUCAGCUGGUGCUUUAUCAGUUUGUCAUGCCAGAUCUUGUGAACACCAUGUCCGCUCUUUUCUUGAGGCUUCCCUUCUCCAGAAAGAUGGAGAUAGAAGCAGACUACAUCGGUUUGCUAUUGCUUGCAUCAGCAGGAUAUGACCCAAGAGUAGCUCCCAAAGUGUAUGAGAAGCUGGGAAAGCUUGGAGGAGACGUGGCGCUUGGGGAAUAUUUAUCUACGCAUCCCUCGGGAAAGAAGAGAUCACAGCUUUUGGCUCAAGCCAAUGUGAUGGAAGAAGCACUAAUGAUCUACAGAGAAGUCCAAUCAGGUCGUCCUGGCGUUGAAGGCUUUCUUUAG
This is a messenger RNA of Microthlaspi erraticum, 1308 nucleotides long. The record is from the annotation of a GenBank genome assembly. Lineage: Eukaryota; Viridiplantae; Streptophyta; Magnoliopsida; Brassicales; Brassicaceae.